Molecule: messenger RNA, 2442 nt
Organism: Siniperca chuatsi (mandarin fish)
Lineage: Eukaryota; Metazoa; Chordata; Actinopteri; Centrarchiformes; Sinipercidae
Gene: fth1b
Product: ferritin, heavy polypeptide 1b
Exons: 5
Coding region: 244-777 (177 amino acids)
Biological process (GO): intracellular iron ion homeostasis; iron ion transport
Cellular component (GO): cytoplasm
Molecular function (GO): ferrous iron binding; ferric iron binding
Source: RefSeq, a predicted model, not a curated record
CAAGCAUAUAAAUUAACGUCAGCCAGUCUGCCAACAUAUGUCGUUGGAAAUUUAACGUAGUAAAUAUCGGAUUGCUACACAGCUAGUAUAGUUACUUUUGUGAAAAGGCCGAGAUCGAGAAACCAGGUACGUUUACAUAAAAGCUUGAUGCUAACUAGCUUGUAAAUUGUCACCUGCCGUGAUGUAGAGAGUCCGAGAAGAACUGAUGGAGAUCUGGUUACUGCCUAGCAACGUUAGCCUGAAAUGACUUCGGAAAUCCGACAAAACUUCCACCAGGACUGCGAGGCUGCUAUUAACAGACAGAUAAACCUGGAGCUCUAUGCCUCCUAUGUUUAUCUCUCUAUGGCAUACUAUUUUGAUAGGGAUGAUAAAUCCCUACCGAACUUUGCAAAGUUCUUUCACGCGCAGUCCAAAGAGGAACGCGAUCAUGCAGAGAAGCUGAUGAGUCUGCAGAACAAGCGGGGAGGCAGAAUUUUUCUGCAGGACGUCCGGAAACCUGAUAGAGAUGAGUGGGGGAGCGGCCUCGAGGCUUUGGAGUGUUCCUUGCAGCUGGAGAAAAGUGUAAACCAAUCCCUGCUGGACCUGCAGAAAAUGGCGACUGAGCACAACGAUCCUCAUAUGUGUGACUUCAUAGAAACACAUUUCCUGGAUGAGCAGGUAAAAUCUAUCAAACAGCUCGCUGACUGGAUAUCCAACCUGCGCCGCAUGGGAGCCCCUCAGAGUGGCAUGGCUGAGUACCUCUUUGACAAGCACACCAUGGCUGACGAGGGCAGUUAAACUACGCUGUGACGCUGAUAAUUAUCCUGGUCACCGCUGCCUUCCAGCCUGCCCCCUGUCCCUGAUGUACUGAAAUAUAAUACAGAUAACGCUGCUUCAUUUAUGUUUGCUAGUUGUCAAUCAACUGCAGUUUGCAAAAUGCAUAUAGUUCUAGUGUAGACUUCACUUCACUUUACAUUCCAGAUUACAACCGAUCUGAGAGAUGUUUUGUAGAAAUAAAGACUGAGGGAACCUCUAAUUCAAGCCAUUUAUGUGUUCAUAUUUCCUGAUAUUUUACUGAUCAUUUCAGUGCUUUUCAAUGUCUCAGUAGAAAUUAGAAAUACAUUUUAUUCUUUCAUUCUAUUUCAUUCUUUGAGCAAUAUGUGUAUGGAGGCUGGAUUGUGCCACUGGAAUAUUUAAAAUGGUAAAUGGACUCUACUUGUAUAGCGCCUUUCUAGUCUUCUGACCACUCAAAGCGCUUUACAUGCCAUUCACCCCAUUCGUACACUGAUGGCUGAUGCCAGCUGCUCAUCAGUACAAAGAAACUAAUUCAUUCACACACUCACACCAAAGGCACAGCCUUGGGAGCAGUUUGGGGUUCAGUAUCUUGCUCAAGGGCUCCUCGACAUGUGGGCCGGUGGAAGCUGGGAUCGAACCCGCUAAUCAUCUGAUUAGAGGACAAUCCGCUCUACCUCUAAGCCACAGCUUUUAUGUAAAAAUGACUGACAUGGACGUUUAUAAUUCAGUUUGUAAUAUCUUUAUACUCUAUAUUGGGAUAUUUAUUUUAAAAAUGCAUUUGCAAAAUGUUUUCCUUUAUUCCUUUUACUAUGAGUCUUAUGAUAUUGCAUUCCACAUCUUUCACAUACGAUCCACAUUUGUCUCCUGAUUAAGCAUCUUUCUUUUUUCCAGACUUGAAUUUAAUGAUACCUCAUUCUGAUACUCUCAUGACCUUUUUGUUCACUAUAUUGUUCCUGCAAAGAUUGUGUUAUUGAGGAUAUUUAAAGGGACGGGAGUCCUCAGACCUAGCCAUCAUUUUAGUACCUUUCCACACAGCUGCUGCUAAUUCUCUGCAUUGAACUUCUUUUAGUUUUGCGUGUCUUGAAGGAGAAACCUCUUUGAAUUAAUUUGUACAUGAAAUGAAACUUUAAUGAGUAAACCAAGUGACAAAUGAACACUAGUAAAUAGAUUAAUCCACCAUGUAAUGACUAUCUAAUUAAGUGGAAUUAAUUUGUGCAUUUAAUUAUAAUUUAACUACUUUCUACAAAUAUUUUUUGUCAGUUUUAUUUAAUUUCAAGUUGGUGAAUCUCUUAUUCUAUAUAUUAUAUAAGAACUACUAUAUAUUAACUACUCUGGUUAAAAUUACAAUGACACAUUAACCCACCAUAUUUUUACUGGGUGUUUUUAAAUGCAUCAGCUUUGAGUUGCAUCCCUCAUGUAUUUAUGGCUUAAACUGCAUAAGGUGACUGUGUAAGCUGACUGUUCAGUAACUCACUUUACAUAAAAUGUAAUGUGAGCUGAACACACUGAUGUGGAUAAGCAGGUGAAAUCCAUAAAAAUGUUUUUUAGGGGAUUAGAUCGCUUCUCUGCAGUUGCUUUAUGAAUGAUUUAUGAAUAUUUGUAGUCGUGAAUUUAAGUUGUACAUACAGUUUCCUUGUAUAAUAAAAUAAAAUAGUAAUAAACAAAUGA